Molecule: messenger RNA, 3433 nt
Organism: Cyprinus carpio (common carp)
Lineage: Eukaryota; Metazoa; Chordata; Actinopteri; Cypriniformes; Cyprinidae
Gene: lctlb
Product: lactase-like protein
Exons: 13
Coding region: 676-2466 (596 amino acids)
Biological process (GO): carbohydrate metabolic process
Molecular function (GO): beta-glucosidase activity
Source: RefSeq, a predicted model, not a curated record
GUCCGGAGAAAAUGUGUAUUUUGUUUUACAAAUAUUUUUAUCUGUAAAUUUUUAAGUAUACUGUUUUAUAUAGAAAGCAAGGUUUGUGGAUACAUCAGUUUUUUUACAUUUGUAAUUAUUAUUAUUUUUUUAUUUCCUCCAUUAAUUGUGGAGUUAGUGGAUUACUCAGUCACAAUAACUCAAUAACGUAAAAGUCAGAGUAAGACCUGAAACCUGUUGUAUAAUAUUUGGGUCAGUUUAUCCCACUUGUCAUUGUUGUAUUAAACACAAGCGUAUCAGCCUCUCCAACAUUAACUUUGCUUACAGAGUGAAAACCCUUGUUUGUGGGAGAUCUGUCCACCGUUGCAAAAUGUGAUCACAGUCCAUUGACCCUCAAUAGGGAGGAUUUUGGGUCUACAGUGGGGUCAUGGGACCACCUUUAGUACAGCACAGUGCUUUGCCACCCAAGCUGAACAGUAACAGACUCUGUAUGGCAACCUUCAAACUUCCAAACUGGAUGUGAUAUCAAGGUGUGGGAUAGUUUUCAUCGAUUUGAAAGGCAGUUCCAUCUGGAAUCAAUGCCAGUUCUGAGAAAGUAACAGCGAUGGAUGAUGUCUAGUGAAACGGUAACUAACUCUCAAAUCAGGAGUGUGUGGUACUGAUGAGAGUCACUGAGCUGGAGCUGAGAUCUGGAAUAUGAUGCUGUCACACCGUGUUGGACAAGCGUGUCAUGUGCUUGUGCUGGUGUUGUGUCUGUCUGCGGCUGAGGACUUCGACUGGUCAGCGAACAACCACGACUCCUUCUAUUAUGGCGCUUUUCCAAAUGGAUUUUCGUGGGGCGCCGGCAGUUCAGCCUAUCAAACAGAAGGAGCCUGGGACAAAGAUGGGAAAGGACUGAGCAUCUGGGAUGUGUUCACUCAUAAGAAGGGAAAGACGUUCUUGAAUGAUACUGGAGACUCUUCAUGUGAGGGAUACUACAAAUUCAAGGAUGAUAUUUCAUUGAUAAAAGAGCUGAAUCUAAAUCAUUAUCGGUUUUCCAUCUCCUGGCCUAGGAUCAUGCCAACUGGAAUCAGGUCUGACCAUGUGAAUGAGAAAGGAGUGAAGUAUUACAAUGCUCUUAUUGAUGAGCUGCUUAAACAUAAUAUCACUCCCAUUGUGACUCUUUAUCAUUGGGACCUGCCACAGGUUUUGCAGGAGAAAUAUGGUGGAUGGCAGAACAUCAGUAUGAUUAAUUAUUUCAAUGACUUUGCCAAUCUUUGCUUUGAACGAUAUGGGGACCGUGUCAAAUACUGGAUAACUUUUAAUAACCCAUGGUCAGUGGCAGUGGAAGGAUAUGAAACUGGAGAACAUGCUCCAGGACUGAAGCUCAGGGGCACUGGGGCCUACAGAGCAGCUCACCACAUCAUUAAGGCACAUGCUAAGGUUUGGCACACUUACGAUACUCAGUGGCGAAACAAACAAAGAGGUAUGGUGGGUAUUUCACUGUCUGGGGACUGGGGAGAGCCUGUGGACAUCACUAACCAGAAGGACAUUGAGGCUGCAGAGAGAUAUGUACAGUUUUACAUAGGCUGGUUUGCUACACCUAUCUUUCAUGGAGAUUAUCCUCAAGUGAUGAAGGAUUUCAUAGGGAGGAAAAGCGCACAGCAGGGUUUGGGAACGUCCCGCCUUCCCACCUUUUCUUCUCAGGAGAAGAGUUACAUCAAAGGCACCUCUGAUUUCCUAGGUGUGGGGCACUUCACCACACGCUACAUAACCCAAAAGAACUUCCCUUUCAACCGUGGCUCCACCUACUUCUCAGAUCGGGAUGUAGCAGAGCUGGUCGACCCACGUUGGCCUGAUCCUGGUUCGGAGUGGCUCUACUCUGUUCCUUGGGGCUUCCGCCGUCUGCUCAACUUUAUAAAGACUCAAUAUGGGAACCCCGUGAUCUUCAUCACUGAGAAUGGGGUCUCGGAGAAGAUGAUGUGCACAGAGCUGUGUGAUGACUGGAGGAUACAGUAUUACAAGGGGUACAUCAAUGAGAUGCUUAAAGCUAUCAGGGAUGGAGUGAAUGUAAAGGGCUACACCGCUUGGUCCCUUCUGGACAAGUUUGAGUGGGAUGAGGGCUAUUCAGAGAGGUUUGGCCUUUACUAUGUGGACUUCAAGAACAAAAAUAAGCCUCGCUACCCCAAGGCCUCUGUUCAGUUCUACAAGCGCAUCAUUAAGUCUAAUGGAUUUCCCAAUCAGAGAGAGGUUGAGAACUGGAAAAUGAAGGCUACAGAGACUUGCUCCACCAGCAAUCAGCUCCUGGCUGCAGGUCAGUGGAUCAUUGAUUCGAACUUCGUUGAAGAACCGGGGCAUACAUGGAAAAAUUCCCUUUGUUGGUCACAGACUAAAAGAAAUAAUCAUGUAGUCUUUAAUCAAGAACAAAUUCAAUGGGAACAAAUUCCUCUUGAACAGUACAUGAGAACAUUCUUCUGUUUUAUUAUGCUAACCUCAUUUGUGGUUUGACUAGGUUUCUACUUAGCCAUUAGUGUCCAUAGGGACUCGGUAUGCUUGCCAUGAGAAUGGAUUGACAAAGACUUUUGGGGAGGUCUGAAACAGAGACUGAGCCGAAACCUCUAACGGGAUUUUUCUAUGUUUGCCCCUCCAGCUAGAAGCAAAUCCAAUGAAAAGAAAGAUCAUGUAGAGAUGCCAAAGGUUUGGCCAGUGCAUGAUGAAAUUUAAACACUAGGGUACAUAUUGAAGUAACUUGUUCUUCUGACAAAGUCUUUAAAAACCUCAGAAUGAUUGUGUGGUGUAGUUGGAUAAAAAGAACUUUUUAAGCAACUCCAGUUCUGGCCGUCUCUAAUCUUGGGAAGCUGAAAUGUCUCUAGUCUUCAGGGGCCAUAUUUUACAAGCUUCAAUGAAUGAUGUUAUAAUGGCUCCACAGUACAUAUAUUUUUAAUUAAAUGUCACCAUAAAGAAAUAACCAGAUCAGCUAUUGGAGCACCUUUGAUUAAAGGGUCAAUACACUGCGAAGCCUUAUUUCAUUAGGACGAGCUAUAAUAGUGCGCAACAGUGCACACCCACUUUUCAUGGCCUUGGUUCUGAAAGUUAUGUUUCCCAUUCAUUUUACUUUCUUUCUUUUUAAAAAGAGAUAUAGGCUAUGAACCAAACCAAUCAGCAAAAAUGCAACUCAUAACAUUACAAACUUGAUUAGAAACAAAAAAGUAUUUGAACAUUCUGCAAAAAGACAAAAGGUACUUUGACAGUGCACUUAAUGAGGGAAAGAACUAAAGAGGGUUUUUUUUUUGGCACGCUGUGCUUGUUUCAAUUCUCUGAUUGGAGAUUUGCAGAGUCUUGGGUAAUGUAGUUUUUCACCAGAAAAGUUUUUUAAGACUAAAAGAAAACUAAAAGUACUAAACUAAAACUAGACUAAAAGAAAUUGGUUAAAAAAAACUGAUGGGGGCUGAUGGUUUCAACAAAAUAAUAUAUC